ACGCACACAUGGGAGACGUUUGCCUUCAGGGCUUUCUGCCAGAAAAGGGUUUCUUUGAACCCAAAUCAUGAUAUUUUCCUCAACCGAACAAAGUAGGUUUGUUGCCUAAAGCUAAAAACAAGACAAACUUCUCCCAUGUGCGAGGCUGAAGGGCUGAGGCUCUUAUUAUUAUUCUUCUUCAGGCGCCUUCGGGCUUCCGUGCAAAGUGCAGCGCCCCUGUGGUCUGAUUAUUGCGCGCUCAAGGUGGAGUUCUCGGCCACAUCACAUCUGAUUGUUGUCGCCACAACGCACACUGAUCGAAGCUCUUGUCCUGCAAGAGAGGGAGCAGGAGCAGGGAGCAGCUGGACAACAACGGAAGCGAGAGCGUGGUUUGUUUUGGAUUUGUUUGUUUUUUGCAUUUCGGGACAAGUCCACUCUUACUUUGAGUAGAGAAGGUGUCAGAACGUGCGUUCAACGCGCAGGUGAAAACAAAUCUCAUAUUUCAAGUUCUUCGCUGCAGCAACUUUUUAAGCCCUUCGGAAGAUUUGUUUAGUUUGCUUUAGUGAAGAUUCAUAAAGAUAGUUUUUGAAAUCUUGAGAAAUGUCUCGCAAGAAGACUGCCAAAGGCAAAGCCGCGACGCGCAGCCCGUCUGCAGGCAGCCCCACCGGGAAAGGGACCGGGAAAGCUGCGAGGAGCAGCCCGAGCAUUGUUCAGAUGAACGGAGUGGUCCACCCCAGCAGACCCCCGGUCAGCAGCAGCAGCGAGUUUUAUGACAUCUCUUUCAAGGUGAUGCUGGUUGGAGACUCUGGUGUGGGGAAAACAUGUCUACUGGUCCGUUUUAAAGACGGAGCUUUCCUGGCUGGCAGCUUCAUCUCCACUGUGGGCAUUGACUUUAGGAAUAAAGUCCUGAACAUUGAUGGAGUCAAGGUGAAGCUCCAGAUCUGGGACACAGCUGGACAGGAGCGCUUCCGCAGUGUCACUCAUGCCUACUACCGUGACGCCCAUGCUUUGCUUCUGUUGUAUGACGUCACGAACAAAACAUCCUUUGAUAACAUACAGGCAUGGUUGACUGAGAUCCAUGAGUACGCCCAACAAGAUGUGGUGCUCAUGCUGCUUGGAAACAAGGCUGAUGCCACUCAUGAGAGGGUGGUGAAGAGAGAAGAUGGGGAGAGGCUUGCAAAGGAGUUCGGAGUUCCCUUCAUGGAGACCAGCGCCAGGUCAGGUCUAAAUGUAGAGCUGGCUUUCACUGCUGUGGCUAAGGAGCUGAAGCACCGGUCUACGAAGGAGCCCAGUGAGAAGUUUAAGCUCCAGGAGUACGUAAACAAGGAGAUGAAGAGCACAAGCUGCUGCAGGUCUUAGAGCCUGCCCUUGUCAUUUUCUGGAUCUGAGUGUGUGUGUGUGUGUGUGUGUGUGUGUGUGUGUGUGUGUGUGUGUGUGUGUGUGUGUGUGUGUGUGUGGAUCACUUAUGUUCAUACCGUAUGUGCUCAUAUCUGGUGAGAUCAAAGCUGAGGAGUCGGCUCCAGCGAGGUAUAAAUAUCUUUGCAGUUUUGUUUCUACCCUCUCAAAACCUCCCUGUCUCAGUCCACACAUCCUCCCUCUGUUGUCCUGCACUCAUCUCGCUGCCCUACUCUAUUUCAUAUGUCCUGCUUGUCCUCAUCCACCUCCUUCUGCAGCUGUGAAUGUAGCCCCAGGUUAUGGUUUGCGAAAAGACAUGUUAGACGCUCCACACCUUAGUUAUUAACCUAUUAAUGGAGUCAUUCAUUUCUUCCAUUACUGUAGCCGCAUGAUAUUUUAAACCCAAGCGUUGAAUCGGAAACCUACCUUUUGCAUUACCUGGUGUGGUUAUGUUAUUGUGAUGGGAAGUUCUCGCACCAGAAUUUAUGUUUUUGCAAGAUACGUUUUCCUGUAAAGUCGUUGAGUGUAUAGUGAUGCUUGUUCUGUCCAUGGUUCAGUGUUCAUGUCAGUAAUUCAACAGGCUCUUUGGAGCUCACCAGCAUAAACUCAAUCCAACCAUUUCCAUGAUUCAGCUGUGGAUAUUUGGGGAUAUGUCUCACUUGGAAUAUGUCUGGCAAUUGAUGUUUGCUAUUUUGUAUGCAACCAUAUGAAGUACAGAAUAGCAUCAUUAGCUACAAUUAUUCUUUUAUUAAAUUAGAAUUAAUGCUAGAUGAUAAAUCAAAGUAUACAGUAGUUGAAACAAACCAUCAGAGACAUGGCAGUGCAUGUGUCAUAGAACCUUAAACAUUUUGGGGAUUAUUUCAAUAUUAGAGGAUCGAUGUUGGGUCUUGGAGAGCGCUGAUGCAACCUCUCUUCUUCUUGUUUAUAUAGUCUUUAGUUUUGAAACCUGAUUUUGACAAACGUGAUGUAAACACUUUUUUUCUUCAUGUAAAAAAAAGUUUGUAUUUGGAAGAAUAUCACUUUAGAUGAUAAAUUAGAGUAUGAGUGAGGUUUUAGAGGGGUAUUCGAGGAAAUAACGACUAACAGUAUGUUGGUAAUGUUAACCAAAGUAUUGUAUACAACACACAGAUGUUUAUAUUUCUUCAUUUUUAAUGUUCAAUUUUUAGUCAAAUGUGCAAACAUCAGUAGGCUGCUUUAAAUUUUUGCAAUCAUGAAUAUAUAAAUGGGGUAUAUUGUGCCAUGCCAACAUUUUGACCAGUGCAUUUAUUAUAAUAUGUUAACCAUAUUUAACCAGGUUUUAAUAAAAGAAGCAUAGGCCUCUUUUCUAUAUGACUGUUGCUUUGGUAGACUUAAUGUUAGUCAUAGAAACUGGAUAUCCCUGUAUAGUAUUUACUGUACAUUUUCAUGUUUUUCCUAUCUUGAUGUUCACAGUAACGUAUUGGGUUUUUGGCUUUACUACUUUUCAAUGUGCAACUCAUUUCUUGUAUCUGAAAGAUAACUAAAAUAAAAACAGAAAGUAACGUG
This is a messenger RNA of Anarrhichthys ocellatus (wolf-eel), 2898 nucleotides long. Its product is annotated as ras-related protein Rab-26. The transcript is spliced from 9 exons. NCBI's taxonomy places the organism in Eukaryota, Metazoa, Chordata, Actinopteri, Perciformes, Anarhichadidae. Gene Ontology annotation, molecular function: GTPase activity; GTP binding. Bases 580 to 1338 code for a protein of 252 amino acids. The record is from RefSeq and is a predicted model, not a curated record.